Molecule: messenger RNA, 1431 nt
Organism: Cylindrotheca closterium
Lineage: Eukaryota; Bacillariophyta; Bacillariophyceae; Bacillariales; Bacillariaceae
Source: the annotation of a GenBank genome assembly
AUGAUCUCCAAUUUCUUUGUUUUGUCCCCACGAGGGGACACAAUCAUCGCAAAACAGUAUCGAAAUUACAGAGAAGGAGGCACUGGAGCCCAUGAAAGAAGCCACACAGAAGCUUUCUUUCGGAAAAUCAAGUUCUGGGACGAAAUGAACCUCACUCCAGGAGGCGAGGAGACGUCGUCCGACCAACAAAAGUCAGGCGAAAAACAACAGAAAACGGGAGAUGCUCCACCGGUCUUCAUGAUGCCUGAUGGGCUUUCCUAUCUACACGUGAAACGAAAUGGUCUCAUCUUUGGGUGUGCAGCAGCUAGCAAUGUAUCGGCAGUCACAAUCAUAGACUUGCUGUCAACAGUUGCCAGAGUGUUCAAGGAUUACUGUGGGACGCUUUCCGAAGAGGCUAUACGAAAGAAUUUUAUUUUGUUGUACGAAUUGUUGGAUGAAAUGUUAGAUUAUGGAUAUCCACAAAUCACUCGGACAUCCACGCUCAAGUCGUGCGUCUACAACGAACCCAUUGUGGUCGAAAACAUUGGAUCUACUUCCAAUAUGAUCAACCCCAAGACGGCGUCUGCCAACUCGGUACACAAACCUGUUAUUUCAUCUGUCAAUGCGAAUGGAAGAAAGACGGACAGUAAUGCCAAUCAAAAGAAUGAGAUCUUUGUCGAUAUUCUGGAACGACUGAACGUUUUGUUUUCCGCCAAUGGAUAUGUUCUCAACAGUACGAUUGAUGGUUGCAUCCAAAUGAAGUCUUAUCUAGCUGGAAAUCCAGAAUUACGGCUGGCGCUCAACGAAGAUCUCAUUAUUGGAAAGAAGGAAUCAGGGACUUAUGGAAGCGUCAAUGUCGACGACAUUAACUUCAAUGACUGUGUCAACCUGAACGAAUUUGAAAGUGCUAGAACACUAACAUUUGUUCCACCAGAGGGUGAAUUCGUGGUGCUGAAUUAUCGAUUGACUGGAGACUUUAACACGCCGUUCCGCAUUUUCCCAUCCAUAGAAGAGGUCGAUUCCAAAACACUGGAGAUUACCAUUUUGAUCCGAGCAGAAAUGCCACAAAACCAUUUUGGUGCCAACGUAUCCGUUGAGCUACCACUUCCCAAGUGCACGAAUGUAGCUCACUGUAAUGUCAUAUCCAGUCCAGGAACUGGAUACACCAAUGCUGAAUUCGUCCGAUCGGAGGGCAAAAUCCUCUGGACCAUGAAAAAGCUACCCGGUGGUACCGAACAAACCAUGAAAGCCAAAGUAUCCUUGUCGCAAGCGUGUACAACUCAGAUAAGACGAGAGGUUGGCCCAAUCAACUUGAAUUUUGAGAUUCCAAUGUACAAUGUUUCCAAACUGCAAGUGCGCUACCUGAGAAUUGCGGAAAGUAUGGCGGGAUACACUCCCUAUCGCUGGGUGCGGUAUGUGACACAAUCAAAUUCCUAUGUGUGCCGACUGUAA